Molecule: messenger RNA, 934 nt
Organism: Leguminivora glycinivorella
Lineage: Eukaryota; Metazoa; Arthropoda; Insecta; Lepidoptera; Tortricidae
Product: protein EGT2-like
Exons: 3
Coding region: 86-904 (272 amino acids)
Source: RefSeq, a predicted model, not a curated record
AAAAGUUCUAUUCUUGUAUCUGUAUACUUGUUGGGCAGCUAUUAUUUUUAAUCUACUUAUCUACGGCCCUGAAAGUUAAAAAAAUAUGCGAAAUAAGGAAAUAGGAGCGUGCGCGCUGGGCGCGGCGGCGGCGGCGCCGGCGUACCGGCCGGCGCGGCCCUCCACCGACCUCUACACCAUCUUCGACCCCAUAUUCGGCGUGGUCACUCCCUCUCGCUACAUGAAGAGCAUGGCAGAUUUUGCCUUCAGGGCUCGGCGGCACCAAGAGAACGGGACAACGAGCAGCGGCGCGGAUGUGCGGCCCACGCAAGCGAUGCUCGCCAACUUCUCCGUGGAUGGUGGUUCCAGCAGCAUCGACCCGCAAGCGGAGGGGUUUACCGGCAACAACGGCGCUGGGUCCACAUCUCCUGCGGCACUGGCCCGCCGUGAUCUGGUCGACAACACGACCGACGCCGGGUCGACAUCGACGUCUACUGUGGCACUGGCCCGCGGUGAUCAGGUUGACAAUAGGAGCAGGAGCGACACUGCAUCUACAUCUACAGCGGCACUGGCCCGCCGUGAUCUGGUCGACAACACCACCGACACCGGGUCGACAAUGUCGACGUCUGCUGCCGCACUGGUCCGCGGUGAUCAGGUCGACAAUACUAAUAGUAGUACCUACACUGAGUCUACAUCUACAGCAGCGCUGGCCCGCGGUGAUCAAGUCAACAACACGAGCAGGACCGGCGCUGGGUCUACAUCUCCUGCGGCACUGGCCCGCCGUGAUCUGGUCGACAAUACGACCGCCAUCGGGUCGACAAUGUCGACGUCUACAGCCGCACAAGCUUGCGGGGAUCGGGUCGACAAUAACACCGACGUUGGCUCGACGUCUACAGCGAAAGAUAUUUUAUCUGCACCGAAAUAAUAUAAAUAGAUCGAAUAUAGGUAAUGUAAA